GCAAUACCAUUCCUGCUGCUGUGGGAGCUGCACGGGAUGGUGUCUGGACUCUGUUUUAGAGUCGCGUUCUCAACCGUUUCGUUGUAAGAACGCGGACUCUAAACAUCGACUCCAGAUACACCAUGUCGUGCAUAACAAGAAUCGUAAUCCUCGAAAUGAAUUAUUUAAAAACUGCAGCAAUUCACUGCACAAGUUUUAAAUAAAUUUUAGUUUUAAAUCUUGGCCCAAGUAGCGUAAAUUCAACAUGAUGGAUGCCUUUUCUACAAGUGAAAAUUUGGAGAAAAGUAAUUAUGUAUUGGAAAAGAUUGUUUACCUAACUAUUGCACUGAACUUCCCUGAGAUGAAUGCACACGUUGGCAACAAACUGGUGGCUUGUCCUUGAGCGAAAGAGGAAAUCCUACUUGCCUCCCCAGCCUGGGACACUUACAUAACUCAUCGUACUCUCGAGGUGCUCCGUCAUUUGUGCAACACCGUCACUGAUGUGAACACAUCCGAGCUCACCUCUCAGUCUGCGGCUGAUUCACUGAGAUUAUCGAACUCACAACGUUAAUAAGUCAUAAACAACAACAGCACCAACAAAGCAGCAUUAACAACAGCCAGACGACGGCAACACCACCAUCAGCAACACCAACAAAACAAAAACAGUAACACACUGCAGUAAUCCAUCAUGGCGGCGAAACACACCCCAGUGUAUCUGAAGGAAACCAACAACUCCCUCAUCUGGAUGCGCUCUUGUGAGAAGGAGACCGCCAAGCCUGUCGAGGGCAAGGUCAAAGGGGAGCUCCCGCAGUGGCUCAGCGGACGCCUGACUCGCAACGGGCCGGGAAAGACUGGCUUCGGUGAUACUCAGUUCAACCACCUGUUCGACAUGUCUGCUCUCAUCCACCAGUUCAUCAUCCAUGACGGCCGCGUUACGUACCAGUCCAGGUUCCUGCAGGGCGACACUUACAAGAAGAAUCUGAAGGCGAAUCGUAUUGUUGUGACAGAGUUCGGCACGGGGGCGUACCCAGACCCCUGCAAGACGUUGUUCCAAAGGUUCAUGAGCUUCUUCACGCCCCUGAACAAAAGGGAUAUAACGGACAACUGCCUCGUGAGCGUGUGUCACUUCGGCGAUGAGUUGUACGCCAUGACGGAGACCAAUGUGAUGCGAAGGAUAGACCCCGAGACUCUGGAAACUGUGGGCGAGAAGACAAAUCUGGACGAAUACCUGAUGGCUGUCAACACUGCCACGGCCCACCCACACGUGGACCCUGACGGCACUGUUUACAACAUGGCCAGUUCGUUCGCCGCGAAAGGAGGGCCACGAUACACCAUUGUCAAGUUUCCUCCACCUGCAGUGGUCAAUGGUAAGAAGAAAUCCUCGCUGGAUCAGGCCAGGGUGGUGAGCAGCAUCCCUUGCAAACACAAGCUGCAACCUUCCUAUUACCAUUCCUUUGGCAUCACCGAGAACUACUACAUCUUCGUGGAGCAGCCCUUCGUCCUUAACCUAAAGAAGUUUCUCCUCAACGCCUAUUUGGGGAAGAGCUUCCUGGCGGCGAUGGAGUGGCACAGCAAGGAGAAGACCAAGUUCCACGUGGUGCGGCGUGACACAGGGGAGAUCCUCUCCACUAAGUAUGCCUCUGACGCCUUCCUCACCUUCCACCACACCAACGCCUACGAGGAGGACGGCCACCUGGUGGUGGACCUCUGCGCCAUCAAGUCUGGAGAUGUCAUCUCGCAGUUCCUGCUCAAGAAUCUAUCUCAAGGUGACUUCCAAGUGUCCCCGAGCGACUUGCCCCACCACCGUCGCUACGUGCUGCCGCUCCGCACGCAAGGAACCCACACGAACACCAACUUGGUAACACUAAAGGACACGAAGUGCACCGCUCGGAAGCUGGAGGACGGCACCAUCUUCGUGGAGGGACAAGUCAUCUCCCCCAACAUUAUUGACCUACCGAGGAUAAACUACAAGUACAACGGCAAACCUUACACCUUUGCAUACGGGGUGGAGGUCAACCCUCUCGGGGUGCAGUUCUCAAGGCUAGUGAAGAUGAACAUGCGCACCGGGGAGACGCAGCUGUGGCACGAGGAAGGCAAGCUGGUGAGCGAACCGGUGUUCGUGGCGGCCCCGGACGCCACCCGCGAGGAGGAGGGCGUUGUGCUCACUACUCUCCUUGAUAAGAACAACCCGACCUUCAUUGCGCUGCUGGUGCUGGACCCGACCAGCUGGAAGGAGGUGGCAAGGGUGGAGUGUGUGGCUCAGGGCAAGGUGACACAGACCUUCCAUGGACAGUUCGCCGCCACGGGAGACUCUGUUCACCUCCUUUAAUCUCACACCUGGGACGGGUAUCAUGCAAAUGGUGGUGUCAGGGCAGAGUGGAGGACAGCAGAGUUUUAGUGUUGUUAGGCAAUAGUCUGCACUUGUUACCUUUUAUUUACCUUUAGUCUAA
Scylla paramamosain (green mud crab) is the source of this 2429-nucleotide messenger RNA. Its product is annotated as beta,beta-carotene 15,15'-dioxygenase-like. The transcript has 13 exons. Gene Ontology annotation, molecular function: carotenoid dioxygenase activity; beta-carotene 15,15'-dioxygenase activity. Gene Ontology annotation, biological process: retinal metabolic process; carotene catabolic process. Lineage: Eukaryota; Metazoa; Arthropoda; Malacostraca; Decapoda; Portunidae. The record is from RefSeq and is a predicted model, not a curated record. Bases 668 to 2308 code for a protein of 546 amino acids.